AGUUAUGGACCCAUCCAGUGAGGUCUCUAUCAAAUAUGGUGUCACCGAUAUUACAAAGUAUGGAAAGACGGCAGAAGUGAGCGAGAUUCACGUCCACGAUCAGUACAGUGCUGGUAUCUACCCUCGCAACGACAUCGCUACCAUCAUUCUGAGCUCCCCCAUUUUAUAUUCUGAAACAGCCAGUCCCAUAGAUUUGGCAGAAACAGACAGCGGAAAUUACGCCGGAGAAGACGCCAUGGUUUCUGGCUGGGGUUGCGUCCUAGAAGGUGGAUCAGUAUCCAAAAUCCUCCAGGCUGUGCAAGUACCCGUGAUCACUAACGAAGUGUGCACGGACCGGUAUGGAUCAUCUGCUAUUACCGACGACAUGCUGUGUGCGGGAUACCUCCCAGUCGGUGAUAAAGGUCCCUGCAAGGGUGACUCCGGCGGACCAAUGGUUUCCAAGAAAGGAGAGCAAAUUGGUGUGGUUUCUUGUGGCAGGGAGUGUGCGCGUCCAGGCGUUUACACUCGAGUCUCUACCUUAAAUGAAUGGAUCUCGCAGCAUAGCAUUAGCGUCAAAAUGAAUUCAUGCAGAAUUCUCACGUAUAUUCAGGCUGCGAUUGUUGUCCUGCUUACAUGUAAUAAUUAUUAUGUGUAAUGAUUAAUAAUGACGUUCGUGAUUCCGCAAUCGAACAAUUCAAAAUGACGAAAAAAAUAACGAAAUUAUUAACAGCUUGCAGU
Priapulus caudatus is the source of this 717-nucleotide messenger RNA. RefSeq names its product vitellin-degrading protease-like. Lineage: Eukaryota; Metazoa; Priapulida; Priapulimorpha; Priapulimorphida; Priapulidae. The transcript is spliced from 4 exons. Gene Ontology annotation, biological process: proteolysis. The annotation marks the transcript as partial. The record is from RefSeq and is a predicted model, not a curated record. Gene Ontology annotation, molecular function: serine-type endopeptidase activity.